This is a messenger RNA of Oncorhynchus keta (chum salmon), 1724 nucleotides long. RefSeq names its product START domain-containing protein 10-like. Gene Ontology annotation, molecular function: lipid binding. The transcript has 6 exons. The record is from RefSeq and is a predicted model, not a curated record. Lineage: Eukaryota; Metazoa; Chordata; Actinopteri; Salmoniformes; Salmonidae. The coding region runs from base 700 to 1500 and encodes 266 amino acids.
UGGUCCCUUAUAGAAGGAUGUGUGUGCACGUAGCCGAGUGGGCGGUUUCACUUCGAUUGUCAAUCUUUUAUCGCUUCUCUGUGUGUCACCAACGCUGUACCCUUUUCUCCACACUGCACCAUCAACGACGUCGAGGGACCAUAGGGGAGCACACAGCGACGCAGGGGAACUGAAAUGUAAACGGGAAACGAUUGAUCAUAACCCUCGGACUUGUCAGCCUUUCAUUUCCAGCGGUGUCGCCGUGAGACAGCAGAAACAUAUGGCUCCCUGAAAUAGCUGCUGCGGACCAUAUUGAACUGCAAUUGAUUCACGCCAGAGGGUCAAUAGUGUUAUAAGAUAAAAGCCGGAAAGCUUUCACUCGUGACUAUAGUUUCUAUGAAAUAUAUGUUAUUUUUAUACCGGUGUUUUUGUACGCUUUCGGUGAUCCAGCGCAGCUCCCCAGUCUAACACCCAUAAUAACAAGACUCGGUUUAGCGGGUUGCUUGCUCGGCGAUAAAUUAAAUUAGAUGAAUAAUUCACUCAGAGGAUAGAGGAGUGCGUCGUUUAGCCCAGUCACUCUUCAUCGGCGCCCGUUCGUCCCAGUUUGCCUCGGGAUUGGGUCUCUUCGCCACCGGGAGUUCCCCUACCUCGGCUCGGUCUCGUCGUUGUUCUUCCCGGUGACCUGCAGAAGAGCGAGCUCGCGCUCCUCGCUAACAGAUCAUGUCGGCGGAGUCUGUGUUGAUCCCGGACGACCGGGCAUUCAGCAACUUCAAGGAGGAGUGCGGGAGCGAGGAGGGCUGGAGUCUGACCUACAACAAAACUGGCAUGACGGUGUGGACCCAGACUAUAGGAGGAGACGAGGAGAAGUCACUCCACAAGAUUAAGUGUCGGAUGGCGUGUAAAGACGUGCCGGCUGAGACCAUGUAUGAUGUCCUUCAUGACAUCGAGUACCGGAGGAAAUGGGACGCAAACGUCAUCGAAACCUUCGAUAUCGGAAAACUCACUGUUAACGCAGACGUGGGCUACUACUCCUGGAAGUGUCCCAAGCCGCUGAGGAACCGUGACGUCAUCACGCUGCGCUCCUGGCUGCCCAUGGGCAGUGAUUACAUCAUCAUCAACUACUCUGUCAAACAUGCCAAAUACCCCCCUAAGAAGGACAUGGUACGAGCGGUGUCCAUCCAGACUGGCUACCUGAUCCAGAGCCAUGGACCGGACCACUGCACUCUUACCUACCUGGCACAUGUGGAUCCAAAGGGUUCACUACCCAAGUGGGUUGUUAACAAGUCUUCCCAGUUUCUGGCUCCCAAAGCGAUGAAGAAGAUCAGUAAGGCAUGUCUAAAGUACGGAGAGUGGAAGCAGAGACACAACCCAGGCUUUAAGCCCUGGCUCUACCCUGAGCAGACUACACUUCCCACAAUCCCUGUGUCCGAGCUUAGCAUCCAGCAUGCAGACAGCCUGGAGAACAUUGACGAGAGUACGCUCAGCGAGAUGCAAACGCGGGAGGAGAGAGACAGCGACUAACAUCACACACAACACACUCUGUUUUUCCUCUCCAGUCAGUCUCUUUGUCCUGAAUCACUGCCCUUAUUGUUCAUUAUAACAUGUGUCUCUGGAUCACAUUGUCUGUCUCCUGUAAAGAAUCCUGAACACACCGGUCCGCUCUCUGUUCCUCAACACUACAGAUGUAUGAAUGUAUGUAGAGUUCAAUCUUAAAUACAGAUUCCUACAAAGGUUUUCAUAUUUCA